Darwinula stevensoni is the source of this 519-nucleotide messenger RNA. Lineage: Eukaryota; Metazoa; Arthropoda; Ostracoda; Podocopida; Darwinulidae. The record is from the annotation of a GenBank genome assembly.
AGCAGUGCAAGGGAUAAGGAAAGAGUAGAAUCCCAGCUCAACAAGUACAAAAUCUUCGCUGUCCUAAACGGGAGAGAGAUCCUUGAACAUCUGCUUCUCUUCCCGAGGUUCCAGUACGAGAGGAGGAAGUGGAGGGAGCCGGCGAAUGAGAAGGCGCUGGAAGCAAGAAUGGAUGAAACAUCGGCGGUGUUGGCUACCGAGAAGGGGUUGGAAGCCAAAUAUGAGGCUAUGAGCAAACUAUUAGAGAAGGAGCAGUCUCUGCGUGAAGAGACACAGAGAACAAAUCGCUUGAUCGAGAGGGAGUUGAACGAAACCAGAGCUCGAUGGAAAUCGGAGGUCGAAGUACUUCAGAAAAAGUUGUCGAAUGCAUUAGCGAAUGGAUUGGACGAGGGGAUAAAAGCCCAAGACUUUGAAGAUCGUCUCAAGAGGGAGAAAUCUGCCCGUGAACAGAUAGAGAAGAAGCUUCACAUGCUUGAGGAAGAGCUCAAAAAGGGAACGCCAUGGAAAUCAGAGGUCUAA